AACUGGUCGCGCUCGUUCAGAGGCCGUUGAAUGCGGUGGUUGGGGGCGCGUGCGCGGUCCCCGGGGGGAUGGGGGGGAUGGAAUGCGUUGGGGGCUGAGUUUGGAUCAGGUGACUUCCCGCCCCGUGGGUGUGCGUCCCGGGCCAACGCGGGCUCCAUUCUCCCAAGCUGAGGGCGCUCGAUGAUAGUGUUGAGCUAAGCGACACAUUAAGGGUAUGUGGUCUGGAUCCCGGUCACAAUGUGGUGAAAGAAAUCAGCGAGGCCAUUUUCAUCCUGGAAGACCCCACAAUGCAGAAUUUCAAAGAACAGUACAAAUAAUACAGAGGAGGCCGGAUUGUGACCAUGGUGGAAGAGGAAGAGGAAGAGGUGAUACGAGCCGUGAUUAUGAUUAUUACAACCAUUCAGACAGUUAUCGAGGAUAUUCUGCUGACAACCGUGAUCCUGGACAUGGCCGGCGAUUUGGUCCACCACUCAAAACUGGUUCAUGGGAUGGUGAAAAUUCCAAAUGGCCGAGAGAUGAACAUUCGGGAAGCAGGUUGCCUGAUUACAGGGGAACCAAGACAAAGAGAUAUGCUGAUGAUGAUGAUGAUGAUGAUGAUAACAGGGAUAACUUAAGAAGAAAGAACUUCUAUCCCACCCCACACGGAAGAGAGCGUUCACCUCAUAAAAGGGAAACUUCCUAUUACAGAAGAGAAUCUCCUCACAGCCACUCUGGAUCAAGCAGCAGAAGCUACUCCCCUGAAAAAAGCAAACAGUCGUCAUCCUACCAGUCCCAAUUCAUUCAAAAUGAAAGAUCUGUUUGUGCAUUGAACCCUUCAAGAGAUGUAUCUCCAUCCAUUUCAGUGCCACCAGUUUCUUCAAAGAGUACAAACUUUUAUAAAAGCUCCAAAACAUGUGAUGACUUGAAUAAAGACAUUGAUACUGAUUGGAGUUCUGAACAGCAGCAAAUUCCAGAACUGGAAAUAAAUGAACAUGAUACAGGUAGUACAAACUUUUAUAAAAGCACCAAAACAUGUGAUGACUUGAACAAAGACAUUGAGACAGAUUGGAGUUCUGAACAGCAGCAAAUUCCAGAACUGGAAAUAAAUGAACAUGAUGCAGGUGAUGCUAUUCAAAUGCUGUUACCAGAUAACUGGGAUGAUCUUGAAAUGUGUACACUGGGCGCUAUUGAAAUUAUAGACCCGAGUCAAACAGAUCAUCGCACUAGAACAAUUGCCAAAAAGACCAAGGAGAUUGAAGAGGUUUAUGGACAAGACUGUGAAACGUUUGGCAUGGUUGUUCAAAUGCUCAUUGCCAAAGACCCAUCAUUGGAAAACACAAUACAAUUUGCACUCAGAGAAAAUUUGCGUGAAAUAGGAGAACGAUGCAUUGAAGAACUCAGAACGUUCAUCACCCAGUAUGAUUCUGCUCCUGGAGAGCAUUUAGGAAGAUCAUAACUCCAUGACUUGGGCUCCUCUUAAUUCUUCUGCUUUUGUUGAAAGUCAUUUUUGUUACAAACUAUGAUCAAUUAAUUAACAUUAAUUUGAAUCUAGCAACACAGCCUAUGCUGGUGUAAACUGAUUUCAUCUACUGUUUGAAUAUCUUUAAACUUACUAUCUUUAUGAUGCAAGUGCAAAUUAUGUUUAAAACGUAUGGUGAACAUAGAAACAUAUCCAUAUUGACCUCAGGAAUCUAUUCCUUACAUAAUGGUGUCCAUAAUUGGGGUGUAUUUCAGAGAUCAGUAUGGAUUGGCGGCUAAAUUGAUUUUUUUUUUGGUGUAUGUAAACCAUGUAAUCCAAAUGGAGAAACUUAAAAGAAUAUCCCAGGCUUGGGUUCCACAGUUAGGUCUUACUGUUUAUGCAAGAUUGUUACCAGCCCAUUUGGUAAAACAGAAUGAUUUGAGAUACUUUAUUUAGAGCUCACCAUGUGGGAACUAACAAAUUUGUGCAGCUUCUGUGGUUGUGUACUGAAAUGAUAAAAUCUCCUGAUGACUCAUUUUGUAAGAUGUUUCCCAAUUUGGUUGUGAGCUGAACAUAGCACGAAUAACAUUGAUUCAUGAUCUGGUGGUUGGCUAGAUAUUAGAGGAGGGAUUAUACCUUGAUAAGCAGAGAAACCAAUCACCAUUGCUUCUGACUAUUUACACUCAUGAACCAAUGUGGGCAGAUGCCUGGUGAGUCAGAUCAGAUUAUGCCAGGAAACUAAGUCACUUGUUACAUCUGUUAUCUGGGAAUGAACAUGAAGAAUUGUCCCUGCGUAGGAUUUAUGAGGGCAGUUAGUAUUCACAAGAUAAUACUGAGGAGAAUCACCACUUAAAACAAGUCAAACAUGUCCACAAUAACAAUGGUGCUGUAAAUUCAGAUUUUAGAAUAUUCCUUUAAGUGAUUUUAUUAAUACUCAUAACUACUCUAUUCCCAAUCAGUUUAACUUUUUCAGUUAAUUAGAAUUCACCAAUUAGAAAGAUGAUCAACAGACAAAUAAAAUAUUGGCCGCGUAGAGUGGCACGGCGCAUAGCAGUAGAGUUGCUGCCUUACAGCGCCAGCAGACACGAGUUCCAUCCUGAUUACGGGUGCUGUCUGUAUGGAGUUUGUACGUUCUCCCCGUGACCACGUGGGUUUUCUCCGAGAUCUUCAGUUUCCUCCCACACUCCAAAGACGUACAGGUUUGUAGGUUAAUUGGCUUGGUAUAAUUGUAAAUUGUCCCUAGUAUGUGUAGAAUAGUGUUAAUGUGCAGGGAUCGCUGGUCGACGCAGACUUGGUGGGCCGAAGGGCCUGUUUCCGCGAUGUAUCUCUAAACUAAACUAAUCGUAGGGUACCAAGUAAACUGUAUCAUAAGAUCUCUGUUGUAUUAUGAGAAAUUUUAAGAAAACCAUAAAUUAGAAAUUACACAAAACUGCACUGCAGCUUAGAAUCAUAAUUGAGUGUCAUGUUUUUGUUUUCUGUAUAGAAAUUCCUUUUAUUUGUAAUUGAAGUAUUAAAAUGAAAAGAACUAAGGAACAAAAA
Amblyraja radiata (thorny skate) is the source of this 2977-nucleotide messenger RNA. It is a transcript of the gene pphln1, whose product is annotated as periphilin 1. The coding region runs from base 215 to 1435 and encodes 406 amino acids. Gene Ontology annotation, cellular component: nucleoplasm. Lineage: Eukaryota; Metazoa; Chordata; Chondrichthyes; Rajiformes; Rajidae. The transcript is spliced from 11 exons. The record is from RefSeq and is a predicted model, not a curated record. Gene Ontology annotation, biological process: protein localization to heterochromatin; negative regulation of gene expression, epigenetic; negative regulation of DNA-templated transcription.